Molecule: messenger RNA, 3215 nt
Organism: Malurus melanocephalus (red-backed fairy wren)
Lineage: Eukaryota; Metazoa; Chordata; Aves; Passeriformes; Maluridae
Gene: TNFAIP2
Product: TNF alpha induced protein 2
Exons: 12
Coding region: 129-2204 (691 amino acids)
Biological process (GO): exocyst localization; exocytosis
Cellular component (GO): exocyst
Molecular function (GO): SNARE binding
Source: RefSeq, a predicted model, not a curated record
CCCCGGCCGCGACACAGACCCUGUGAUAGAGCCGGUGACACCGGUGACAGUGCCAGCGCCGCUGUCCCGCAGCCAGCCCCGCCGCCCGUCCGCCGCCGCCCGGGAGCCGCCGCAGGGCUAGAAGAAAAAUGAUGAAAAUGUUACCUUUUUUCCAAAGUGGUCCUUUUGGAAUACGCAAUGGAUCAGAGGGUUGCAUUGGUGCAAACAGUCAGUUUGAAAACCCUUCAGCACCAGCAGCUGAGCAGAUCCCUGCCUGUCCUGAACAUUCUGCAGACGAGAUCUGGUCYAGGGACCAGGAGAAGAUGAGUGAAAGGCCAGAGGCAGCCUGCAGAGCUUCACGUGCCUCUUCCACCACCAGCAAUGAGAGCUGCAUCUCUGCUGGGGAMAGCCCUGAAAAGGGGAACAAAGGAAUAAAGGGAAUGCUUAAAAGUGCAUUUAAGAUAGUAAAAAAGACCAAGCCACCCAGUGUCAAACAAGUCAUKAAUCUCCUCGGAGAGCAAAAGCUUUGUGAUGCCAUUCAACAUCUGUUUGUCCUGGAGAAGAGCCUGUCUUGCAAAAGUGAGGAGGGACUGAACACCAGCCAGAAAGACAUCGAGUCUGUCUAUGAAGUUCUGAAGCACAAAGUCUUCAGCAUCUUGAAAGAUUCUGUGCUGCUUGCAAAAACAAACCCAGACCUGCUGCAGCAGGCAGUGGAGGCUCUGAAGGAGCAGGAGAAAGAAGAUCAGAACUACAUGUCAGAGAAUCUACCUGACCAAAAUAUGCAAUUCAGACCUAGAAAAUGGAAAGAACUUUGGAUGGCUACAGUAAAGGAGUCGGUAGAGGCUCGAAUGAAAGACACAAGCCGUACUCCUAGAACUGAGAACCUCUCUGCAGUUGGCCAGAACCUCCUGCACAUGGGAAAGACAAUGAAAGAAGAUUUAACAGUGGUUGCCAAGUACAUUAAACAGCUUUAUCCUCCUGAGUUUAAUGUGUUCGGCAUAUACGCAGAACUCUACCACAAUUAUUUUGCCUCAGAGGCAAAGAAAAAUGCUGAGUCUCAUCUGGAAGACAAAGAUAUUUACCUUCUUCUCUCAUGGGUGCACAACUUUUAUCCAAAAGAGAUGAGAAAAGAUCAGGCUUUAGCCAUGGAGUUGGAUAAAGUUAAGCUUGGAAGCCUUUUGCCAUCAAGUCUGAGCAAAGAGCUUGAAAAGAAAUACCUUGACAGUGAAGAGGUUACUGUCAAAAAUUCACUGAGCAGAUGUUUAGAUAAAGAAAUCCAGACAUGGAAAGAAGACAAAGAACCAGAGAAGCUAAAUGGGCAUUUUCAGAGUGAACUACUAGGAAUAUUUGUUAUCCAGAGUAUCUACAGUGGCCAGAAGCGAGCUGAGGACAUCAGCAAGGCCGUGGGUGAGGAGCUGUCCCGCCGGCUGCUGAAGGAGCUGCCCACCUUCCUGAGGAGCUACAGGGAUGCCUUUGAGGACUUCAAGGAGAAAAGCAAGAAGCACAGAUACUACAAGCCUAUACUGAUUGCAAAUAUUAACUGCUSCUGGAAUUUUAGAGAAUACACAGAGAAAUACGUGGCAGAAAAAGAUGACAGUAAAGCCGAUAUCCUCAGCACUCUGGCUGAUAUUGAAAACAGUGGCUUUGACGUGCUGCUUCAACAGCUGUUUGCCCAGCUGAAGCCAAUGUACAAGAAGUUUACAGAGAAUAAGUGGGACUCCAGCAGUGAAAUUAUGAAUGAGAUCAUUAAAACCACCAGCAAACAUAUUUCAGACUUCCAGACCUUAAAGGACCCGUUUUACCAGGCUAUUGUCGAGAAGAUCCACRCCCGUUUGGUUAAAGAGUAUAUUGUGAGGCUGCUGAAGAGGAAGGUCAGCCUGAAAACGCCAGCACAGCAGCAAGCUCUGGCCCAACACAUCUCCAAGAAUGCUGCUGACCUGGAAGCCUUCUGCACCAGCAAUGGAUCUCAAGCCAAGUGGCUGAAUUCAGCACUCCCCAAACUGGCUGAAAUAAUCCGACUUCAGGAUUUAGGUGCUAUUAAAAUUGAAGUUGCAACACUUGCCACAACGUACCCAGAUAUCCGCAAAAGGCACCUGGAAGCUUUCCUGCAUAUCAAAGCCAAUUUGUCACGCAGUGAACUCAAAAGCRUCCUGGGCUACUUGGCAGACAGCACAGCAUCCACACAGCCCAGGGCCCCACUCUUCUCCAAYAUAAACGUGUCCUAGACCAAGGUACCCCUUGGCACUGCCCUGUGCUGGACUGUGGGGUGAGCUGGGGAUGGAGACCAUCCCCUGAAGCGACGCACAGCACACACUGCCAGCUUUUCUGAAGGAAAGUGCUUUGCCCCAGUGUGGUGCUCAGCAUCUUUGUGGGAAUCACCGUCCUCCAUGUGAGGCCGGGCAGAGAGUGCACCCCUGGGAUGCCUGCAAGGACAAGGCUGCUCCUUGCACCAGUCAUGGAUUCCCCCCAGGGUCCCCUUGGUGCCACCACAUUCUCUGCCUGGACACUGCCCUGGUGCUCUGACCUCUGUCUACCUCUCAGGGUGUCACAAAGGCUGCAUCACUGACUCCCCAGCCAGCCCAGACCAAGCAGGCACCACGUGUGUAGCUUUUUGUCUUUUUAAGGAAAUGAAGGAAAACAAAAACUGAAACCAAAUUCAGAUAAAUUGGAAAAGUCCCAUGGGAGCAUGCUUGCAAUCCAUCUGCCUUCCUCAGAGCAGGGCAAAGCAUCUGUGUUAGGCUGGUGGGAGAGGCACGAGGUUCUUGGUGAGGAGGAGCUGCAGUUCAGUCAUGGCAGGGCUCCUGCAGGCCCCUUGRAGCAGCCCCAGGGGUGGGCUCUGACCAGGGCAGCAGCACUGCCCAGGGCCUCGGGGUUUCCAGUGGAGAACUGGCCCUGGAGAGCAUGUGCUUCCUUCACCUCUGUGAGGUGGGAGCACCUGAGCCCCUGGCAGCCAGUCAAAAUAGGGAUACCCCAUCCUGUGCACCUGCAGGGAGGGAUACCCUGCUAACAGAGGCUGGGAGCAAGCUGCAGGGGYUAAGCCAGCAUCUAGUAAAGCACUUUAAGUAUUGCUGAAGCCCUCCUUAUCACAGAGAACUUUUCCAGAACCCAUUAACAACAUAGGUUUUGAAUGGGACAUGGAACUGGUCUUGAACAUCAUCAAUAUGUAUUGAGCACCCUGUGUGUGUCAUCAUUUUCUUGCUCACUCUUUCCUCUCUUGCUGUGAAGUAGAUCUGAUG